UGCACACUGGCCCACAUUCUUGUGCAGCCGGAUAACUUCGAACCCAUGCAUAUAGAGCUAUACUGAGCUAUAAUUAAAACCUGAGACUGUGCCUUUUGAGAUAGUAAAGAGCUACAAAACAAUGGCUACCCAAAAACAGCAUCUCCCUGGUUGUCAUACAAUACUGACCAAUGACAACAGGCUUCAACAUUACCAGGUGAUUAAGAGACCAGAGAGUGACACACCAUACUUCAUGCUAUGGGUGAAAUCUGAGAAAUUCCCGGCAAAACAGUUGGUCUAUAUCGACACCAGUGAGCAACGAAUGCUGUACAAUCCUAUUACUGCUAUAAUUAUGAAUGCCCAGAAACAGGUUCUGCACAACAUGCUCACCACGUGUAUAGUGACCACACACAAUGUCACACAAUACGCACUUCCAUAAUUAUGUGCUUAUCAAUUAAUAUCAGUAUACACAUGCAUGCACAUGCACUACCUCACAUCCUUACACACUGCCCCACAUCUGCCACAUGAACUGCCAUAUGAACUGCCCCACAUCGAUCCUUAGGCACAUAAUUACCUUGAACCCAUGCUUAAUAAUGGCUAUGCUGCUACCACUGAGCAGACUACCACUGAGCAGGCUACCAUUGAGCAGGCUACUACUGAGCAAGCUACCACUGAACUCUAAAAGUUGGCAAAAAUCUGAGACUGUGCCUUUUAAGAGAAGAAAAAGCAGCACAACCAUAGCUACCCCAAAACAGCCUGGUCAUCAUACAAUAAAGGGCAUUGAGCCCAGGCUUCAACCAUUUGAGUCGACAGGUUAUAUAACACUCUUGGAAUCAAAAGCUUUAACAGAGAGACAGCUAGCUACUAUGCCUGACAACACGUUGUAUAUUGCGAAGUUUUCAAAUGUGAAGAAUCAGGCGGCAUAUCUCAACACUUCCAAGCGCACGUUGAGUUACAGAUUCCCUGAAAAUUCAGAUUAUUCAGUUUUUAUGAUGAUCAAUAAUGAUGGCAACGAAACUAACAACAAAUACUACUGGACAACCUUCGUCCAGCAAUCCCAAUACCUGUCUGUUACAAAACUCCGGCAGAGCAAUGAUAAAAAUCAACUCUCAUUCAUUCCAGGAGAAAAACCUAUUUGGGAAGUGGAAGGUCAGAAAGGCAAACCUACUGCCCUGGCUUUCAAGCAAUUCUUUGAUGGUAAAACUUACUAUCUAAGCACAUUUGAGGACGACGAAAUGAAGGACGCAGUGGGCGUUACUGAAGGACCACUUUCUAAAGCUACAUACCCUAUCAGGAUUCACCAAGUGCUAAAUUACACCUCCGAUGAUCUAUCAUUUUAGACUGUGGAAGUACGGACUGACAUGGCGGUAGCAUUAAAAUCAUUGAGUAGAGAAAGAAGUGAACAGUAUAAAUUAUACGGUAUUUGAAUUAGUGACUUAGUGACUUAGUUAUUUCAGAUUUUAUGCUUCUAGUUGCACGGUACAUGAUUUAUUUCUACAUACAAUGCAAUGAUUUAUGACAAAGC
Halichondria panicea is the source of this 1504-nucleotide messenger RNA. RefSeq lists its product as uncharacterized. The transcript is spliced from 6 exons. The coding region runs from base 504 to 1319 and encodes 271 amino acids. The record is from RefSeq and is a predicted model, not a curated record. NCBI's taxonomy places the organism in Eukaryota, Metazoa, Porifera, Demospongiae, Suberitida, Halichondriidae.